Octopus bimaculoides (California two-spot octopus) is the source of this 810-nucleotide messenger RNA. RefSeq lists its product as uncharacterized. NCBI's taxonomy places the organism in Eukaryota, Metazoa, Mollusca, Cephalopoda, Octopoda, Octopodidae. Gene Ontology annotation, cellular component: nucleus. The record is from RefSeq and is a predicted model, not a curated record. Gene Ontology annotation, molecular function: DNA-binding transcription factor activity, RNA polymerase II-specific. Gene Ontology annotation, biological process: regulation of transcription by RNA polymerase II.
AUGGAGGAUGGUAAUCACUCGGACACUUCUAAUACAAACGUUUCUGACAAUGAAGAUUCAGUUAAACAGAGAUCUGGUGAUAAGAAACCAUUCUCUCAUGGUAAAAAAACUUCAUCCUAUAAAACAAAGUCAUCAAAGAGAAAUAUUAAUUGUGAAAUAUGUGGAAAGACUUUUGUGAAUUCCAGUAAUUUAAAAAACCACAAAAGAUUACACACUGGGGAAAAACCAUUUCAAUGUGAGAUUUGUGAAGUCACAAAAGAACACAUACCGGAGAAAAUACUUUUGACUGUCAAAUAUGUGGAAAAUCAUUUCCUCACAAUUCUCGACUUGUUGUUCAUGUACGAAGUCACACAGGAGAAAAACCCUUCCACUGUGAAACAUGUGGAAAAUCGUUUGUUACCAAUUCCCGUCUUAGAGUUCACAAAAGAAUACAUACUGAAGGAAAACCUUAUCAUUAUACACACCGGAGAAGAACCGUUCCACUGUGAAAUCUGUGGAAAAUCCUUUUUUGAUAAAUCAAAUCUUAUUAGUCACAAAAGAGUACACACUGGAGAAAAACCAUCCCAUUGUGAUAUUUGUGGCAAAUAUUUUUACUCUAGCAGUAAUUUAACAAGACACAAAUUACUACACACAGGGAAAAAACCAUUCUGCUGUGAUAUAUGUGGGAAAACUUAUGCAACUGAAAGUGACCGAUCUGAUGUAUUAGAAUCGGUGUUCCAUCAUCUGCAAGAUUAUUUGAUUAUCAUUGCAAACUAUGUGACAUCAUUAAUUGGUUUUUCGACGCAAUUCUGGAUCAAGUACCCCUUAUAA